Photinus pyralis (common eastern firefly) is the source of this 1356-nucleotide messenger RNA. Its product is annotated as INO80 complex subunit D-like. The record is from RefSeq and is a predicted model, not a curated record. The annotation marks the transcript as partial. Gene Ontology annotation, cellular component: nucleus. The transcript has 5 exons. Lineage: Eukaryota; Metazoa; Arthropoda; Insecta; Coleoptera; Lampyridae.
GUUUAAGUAAAAAAAUUGAUAAUAAAAUAAAUAGUUUAAAAUCUUCUUCAAAACAUCGAUUGAAGCAUAAUGCCAGUACUUACCACGAGUCAUUACAACGGAUAGGUGGUGGCGAUGCUUGCUAUAAUCAUUACCAACAACAGUGGUUCAGUAGUAGUUUAGAGCGAUUAAAAUUAGAAGACAAAUCACGUGAAGAACGCUUAGAAAUUACAAGGUACGAACUGCAAAGGCACUUGAAACAAAUUUUACGGAGUAAUCUGGGAAGGUGGGAUCUUCACGUUGACAAUUUGUCGAAUAGGCGGACAUGUAGUUCACACCAAGUGUGUCAUACGAAUUUGGGAUAUAAUAAAUUAGUGUCGCCGCGUUACUGUUGUGUUGAUAAAUGUUGUCGACAGGCGUUGCCCUGUUCAAAGUAUUGCACGCUGCAUAUCAUGAGUAAUUCUGAUCAAGUUCUCUUCAAUUACUGUACAGCUAAGUUUGCCGAUAAUACGCAAUGCUCCGUUCCAGUUUUGGAUAUCACUCAUGAACUUCCAUUAUGUACAGAACACGCAAGGAAAAGGGAUAAUUAUAGGAUGUUCCAAGAAACAAAACCAAAGAAAUUACGUAAAAAAGUCAAACCUUCCGCAAUGAUACGUUCACAAAAACGCAACAAAAAGAAAAAACGGCCUCUUAAAACGAUAGAUGGUGUUCACUUCAAAUGUAAGUUAGAACCGGUGUCCAAUUCUGUGGUAUCAGAAGAACGGACGGAGAUUGCUAGUGGUGAUAUCGUCGAGCAUGCACUUUCGUUGCAAGAAUCUGACGGUUUGGAGUUGGUAUCUGUAGAGCAAGUACUUGUGAAUCAGGCUUCAAACCUGUUGGAGGAGAGCGAAAUUAAUAAUGUUUUAAGUACGAUUCAAGCAGAUGAGUUUAACGAUUUCUUUGCCGUGGAUCGUAACGGAGAAUACGAUGAACCCACCAGAGAAGAAACGGAAGAAUUGGAGAGAGCGCUGGCGGCAGUAGAUAAUGAUGUAAAGUCGUUAGAAAAGCUAACUCAGUCUCGUGGCUUGUUAGAUUCGUUUUUAGAAGAAGAUACAUUGGUAGAAUCCUUGGUACAAAUUCCUGACGUCUUUCACAAUGGUUAUUCCUCAUGUGGAGAUAACAUAAUAACACAAACCUCAAGAUUUCUUUCGGUGGAACCACAUUCGCAAUCUUAAUACUUGUAUUAUAUUUUAGCAUUGUACAAAGGUGUUAUAUAUAUAAUAGUGUAAAUUAUAAGUUAUUUUCUUUUUUGUACUGUUAAAGACUGUUUCAGAAAAAGUGUUUUAGGAAUAUUUUCUUUUAGAUGUGUAAAUAAUAAAAAAAGUGUUUCGGUAGUAA